AUGGUUUUCAAGGGGUACAACGAGGUAACAACAGACCGAGAGGCGGAAAUAGAGGAGGCAAAGGGCGAGGCGACAGAGGGCGAGGCGGCAGAGGGCGAGGCGACAGAGGGCGAGGCGGCAGAGGGGGAGGCGACAGAGGGGGAGGCGACAGAGGGGGAGGCGGCAGAGGGGGCAGAGGCGGCGGAGGAGGCGGCAGAGGCGGAGGUGGAGCCGGAGGAGGAGCCGGAGGAGGAGCCGGAGGAGGAACUGGCGGCAAAGAGGCUUGGUUUACGGAAGCAAGAUGGCAGAAACGUGACUUUGCCAGAGGAGAUGUCUGGAGUGUUCCAUACCACAUGCCGAACCUGGACGAGAGACUAG
This is a messenger RNA of Ramularia collo-cygni, 357 nucleotides long. RefSeq lists its product as uncharacterized. NCBI's taxonomy places the organism in Eukaryota, Fungi, Ascomycota, Dothideomycetes, Mycosphaerellales, Mycosphaerellaceae. The record is from RefSeq and is a predicted model, not a curated record. Bases 1 to 357 code for a protein of 118 amino acids. The transcript has 2 exons.